AUGGCUCUGUCCCUGGCCGGCGAGUCGGUCCCCGGAGACGGCGGAGACUCGUUCGGGACAAGCCCCGCCGGCCUCGCCUCCUACUACCCCUCUUUCCUCCCACCCACCCAUUACUUCCAGACGGCCCCCGACUUCUUCCAGCCCCUGAAACCCCAGGGCGAGCUGGUUUCCUCCUCUCCGCCUCUGCCUCCCUUCACCUUCAGCAGGGUCCCCGCUUUUCUGAGCCAGCCGCCCUCUCUGCCCCCCGACUCUUUCCCCAGCCUUCCUUUGCCCGUCUACACCUGGCUGCCGGCCCCCUUCCCUCCCAGCGGGGGCUCGGCCCUCGGGACGGGGGCCCCGGGGUCGCUCUCGCCGCCCUACCCGAGUCCCCCGCGCAGGGCUGCCCGCAGCCCGGGGGCAGACGGGGCGGCGGGGCAGAGCUGCAGGUACCACUUCACCGAGGAGGAGCUCAACGCGGUGCUCUACGGGGCACUCCGGAGCAGCCAGCCCGCCGGGAAUCUCCACGCCAUCUCGGGGCUCCGGGUGUCCCCCGCCAGCUCGGGCGCUGCGGACUCGGCCGCCCCGCUGCUGGACCGGGACUCGCUGCAGCUCCCCGAAGGGCUCUCGGUGCUGCGGGUGGCCUACGGAGACGUGUCUCAGCUCGGAGUCUUCUGUAUGGACCCCAUCCCAAAAGGAGUCCGCUUCGGCCCUUUCCAAGGCAAAGUGGUCAACACGAGCGAGAUCAAGACUUACGACGACAACUCGCUGAUGUGGGAGAUCUUUGAAUACGGUGGCCUGAGCCACUUUAUCGACGGGAAGGGCGCCGCUGGCAACUGGAUGUCCCUGGUGAACUGUGCCAGGUUCCCCGAGGAGCAGAAUUUGACGGCUAUCCAGUGCCAGGGACAAAUCUUCUACGAGACCUGCAAGGAAAUCUUCCCGAAGCAGGAGCUGCUGGUGUGGUACGGCGAUUGCUACGUGCAAUUUCUGGGCAUCCCCAUCAGCUUGAAGGGCAUGGCGGAGGGGAAGAAACCCCCGCAGCACCCCGAAGAAGCCGGGGAGAGCUUCAAGUGUGAGCGCUGCGGCAAAGUGUUUGCCUACAAGUACUACCGGGACAAACACCUCAAGUACACCCGCUGCGUGGACCAGGGGGACCGCAAAUUUCCUUGUCACCUUUGUGACCGAUCCUUUGAAAAAAGAGACAGGCUGAGGAUCCAUAUUCUCCACGUUCACGAAAAGCACAGACCUCACAAGUGCUCAACGUGUGGGAAGAGCUUUUCUCAAUCCUCCAGCCUGAACAAACACAUGAGGGUUCACUCUGGGGAACGCCCCUACAAAUGUGUCUACUGCAACAAGGCAUUCACAGCGUCCAGCAUCCUGCGCACUCACAUCCGCCAGCACUCGGGGGAGAAGCCCUUCAAGUGCAAGCACUGCGGCAAAGCCUUCGCCUCGCACGCCGCCCACGACAGCCACGUGCGGCGCACCCACAGCAAGGACAAGGGCUGCACCUGCUCCGUGUGCGGCCAGCACUUCCCCCAGCAGGAGGAUUACAGCUUCCACGUGAAGAUUCAUGCUGCUCAUUAG
Molecule: messenger RNA, 1560 nt
Organism: Camarhynchus parvulus
Lineage: Eukaryota; Metazoa; Chordata; Aves; Passeriformes; Thraupidae
Gene: PRDM14
Product: PR/SET domain 14
Exons: 7
Coding region: 1-1560 (519 amino acids)
Biological process (GO): regulation of transcription by RNA polymerase II
Cellular component (GO): nucleus
Molecular function (GO): protein binding; RNA polymerase II transcription regulatory region sequence-specific DNA binding
Source: RefSeq, a predicted model, not a curated record